AUGACCCCAUCGCCAAACCCCGAAGGGUUUCUGAGAAGAGACAUUAUAGGGAGAGGUAAUUUCGGAGUUGUGUACAAGGCGUACUCUCUGGAAACGCGGCAUGUGGUUGCCAUCAAAGAGCUGAACCUCGACACGGUUCACGACGAGGUUGAAGACGUUCAGCGAGAGAUUGCCAUGCUGUCUGAGCUCUCGAGGACGGCAAAUACGAACAUCACGCGGUAUUAUGGCUCUUAUUUAUUAGGCACGAAGCUGUGCAUUGUUAUGGAUCUAUGUGCAGGAGGGUCGAUGCGGACGUUGAUCAAGCCGGGGCCGCUCGAGGAUAAGCACUUGUCCAUCAUUUUGCGUGAGCUGCUGGUUGCAAUUAGCUAUAUUCACUCCAAGGGUAUUAUACAUCGGGAUAUCAAGGCGGCAAAUGUACUAAUUACGAGCGAGGGGUAUGUGAGACUCUGUGACUUUGGGGUCGCUGCAGAUACCUCGCUAAACUCCACAAAACGAAUGACCAUGGUUGGCACGCCGUACUGGAUGGCUCCAGAAGUGAUUGUUGAAGGCCAAAGCUAUACCAAUAAAGCUGACAUUUGGUCCCUAGGGAUCACAAUGUACGAAUUGGCUACUGGAAACCCUCCGUACAGCGACCACGAAGCCAUGAGGGCGAUGAUGUUGAUUGCAAAGUCACAGCCACCGCGCCUGGAAGGUUUGAGGUUCUCUGCCUUGAUCAAGGACGUCGUUGCUCAGUGUCUUGACGAAAACCCCGACUCGAGACCUAGUGCCGACGAGCUUUCCAAACACAAGUAUGUUAAGGCGUUUGCUAAAACAUCAGCAACCGUUUUGCACGCGCUAACGAUACGUUACGCUCGAUGGAAGGAGCAGAAUGCCAAUGCUCGAGACUCGUUAGUGUUGAUGAACGAGCAUGAGGCCAACCUGGAAGCUGAGAACGACGAUGGGCUCAAAUCAGACGGCGAGGAUACGGUUUGGGAUUUCAACGUCGAUGAGGAUACAAAUACGAGGCCUGAGGUUUCUGAGGGCCUCGAUGACGCACCGGCGUCUAUUCAGGCGCUCUUCGGCAUCGAGAAUCCCGUUGAUCCUCCCGACCACUCGUUUUUCCCUCCGCAACUGCCUACAAAUUCGCCUUCUGUUGCGGUUUCAGCAGCACAAUCAGCAAUCCAGUCUGCUGCCGUCUCGCCUGGUGCUACGGCCAAACCAGGUUCUCACUUUGCCGCUCUGUCUGCUGCCACUGCUGCCGCAGUUGUCAGUGGGGCGGCAAGCGCGAUGGCUUCAGUUGAUGCUCGGUCGAGGGCCACCUCAGUGUCGAAUACCGGAGGCAUGUCUCUAGGCUGGCAGUUCCCUAGAAUGGGAUCUCAACCGGUCAUGCCCCAACCGCAGAAACUCCGAAGCCCUUCAUCUUCUGUUAGUACAGGGGUGCAGCAUCCAGGCUCGCCAACAAAUGGCCAGCAAACACCCGGCGGGCUUGGUUUAGUAACUUCUGGAGUUCCGCCUCUCGGCACCACUCCGGGAGCUAGCUUGGCAUCGCCCGCCUCUAACGUGAAUCCUUAUUUCCCCGUGCUCACACCGGGGAGCGUGAUAACGCCUGCAGCUCGCCAGCCAUCGUCAGGUAACCUCAGCAAAAUACCCCUGGACACACCAAAGUUCCCCCACACUCAGCAAUUACCCACCCGUGCGUUCAGAGCAUUGUCUAACGCAACAUCACCACAACCAGUCGCAGCAGCAGGGCCCUCGAUACCUGCCAUGCCCGCGCCGCCUAGAAGACGGUCGCCAUCUCCCAAACGAGGAUCACCUCCUCGUCGGCCAGCGCCUGCGAAGCCUUCACAAUCAAUGCACAUUCUUAUGCCGCCCCGAUCGCUUGCCGAGGGAUCAAACGCGUACGCAGCGGCCCACCAAGAGUUCCCAACUAUGCCAAAAGUAGACUUUGGUGUUCUGCUGGAUCAAACACAACCCAUGAUUGUCAAAGAACAAUUAGGGGCGCUUUUGGAAAAGUUUGGAGCCGCCCUAAAAGCCAUCGACGAGCGUGUUUAG
Molecule: messenger RNA, 2031 nt
Organism: Wickerhamiella sorbophila
Lineage: Eukaryota; Fungi; Ascomycota; Dipodascomycetes; Dipodascales; Trichomonascaceae
Product: Serine/threonine-protein kinase KIC1
Exons: 1
Coding region: 1-2031 (676 amino acids)
Biological process (GO): protein phosphorylation
Molecular function (GO): ATP binding; protein kinase activity
Source: RefSeq, a predicted model, not a curated record